Styela clava is the source of this 2454-nucleotide messenger RNA. The record is from RefSeq and is a predicted model, not a curated record. NCBI's taxonomy places the organism in Eukaryota, Metazoa, Chordata, Ascidiacea, Stolidobranchia, Styelidae.
AAUAUGUAAAUCCUAUCCUAUAGCCCAGCACCGUUGAUAUAUGUUUACUAUGUUUUUAUUACAUUGAUAAGUUUGAAUGAUAUUUGAAGGAAAAUGUCUAAUAUCUGUUAAUUUUGUGUAAAAUAGAAAAUUAGUGACGCAACAACGAAAUAUUUUUAAUUGGGCGACAUGGAUAUGGAGAUCAGGGGAAGUACGUCGUUUUGCAGUGUGAAUGAUGUUAAAGAAAAGCAUCAUACUUGUGAAGUAUGUGCAAAAAAUUUUGCAACACUUAGAAACUUGAAAUACCACUUGAGAACCCAUACUGGAGAAAAACCUUAUGCUUGUGAAAUAUGUGGGGAAGAUUUUUCCAGGACAGGAGAUUUGAAAAGGCACAUACGAACGCAUACUGGAGAAAAACCUCAUGCUUGUGAAAUGUGUGGGAAAUGUUUUGCAAGGCUGCAUCAUUUGAAAAAUCACUUGCGAACGCAUACUGGAGAAAAACCUCAUGCUUGUGAAGUAUGUGGGAAAGAUUUUGAAAGAUCAAAUAGCCUGAAAAAUCAUAUAAAAAGCCAUGCCAAAGAAAAGCCUUAUGCUUGUGAAAUGUGUGGGAAAGAUUUUGCAUGGCCAAGUUAUUUGAAACGUCACAUACGAACCCAUACUGGAAAAAGACCUCAUGCUUGUGAAAUAUGUGGGAAAUAUUUUGCAGAGACAGGUGAUUUGAAAAUACACAUACGAACGCAUACUGGAGAAAAACCUCAUGCUUGCGAAAUAUGUGGGAAAGAUUUUGCAUCGCCAAGUAAUUUGAAUCGUCACAUACGAAUCCAUACUGGAGAAAAACCUCAUGCUUGCGAAAUAUGUGGGAAAGAUUUUGCAUCGCCAAGUAAUUUGAAUCGUCACAUACAAAUCCAUACUGGAAAAAGACCUCAUGCUUGUGAAAUAUGCGGGAAAGAUUUUGCAGAGACAGGUGAUUUGAAAAGGCACAUACGAACGCAUACUGGAGAAAAACCACAUGCUUGUGGAAUAUGUGGGAAAUAUUUUGCGAGGAUACAUCAUUUGAAUCGCCACAUAAGGACCCAUACCAGAUGCUUGUGAAAAAUGUGGGAAAGGUUUUGCCAGGCAGAAUCAUUUGAUAAAGCACAUGCGAACGCAUACUGGAGAAAAACCCCAUGCUUGUGGAAUAUUAAGGAAAGAUUUUGCAUGACCAAGUAAUUUAAAAGCUCACAUGUGAUGUCCUAUUGAAAAAAAACCUUGUGCUUGCAAAAUCUGUGAGAAAGAUUUUACACAGCUGCUUCAUUUGAAACGCCACUUGAGAAUUCAUAUUGGAGAAAUAUGUGACAAUUUAAAAACGUCAGAUUAACAAUUCUUUUUUCUAGAAAUAGCUAGAUUGAUAUCAAAAUCAUCCUGAAAGCCCAUUUUGUGGCUUAAUAUAUGAAUUACAUAAAUAUCGGCCACUAGUUGGCCGAUAUAUCGUCAUCGGUGUCAAAAAGUGCUAUCGGUCGAGCUCUACUUCUUACAUUGUAUGUUAUACAUUCUUUGUAUCAUCCAGAUCAGGGCUGCUGAACUGGCGGGCGGCGUACAAACCCGGACCUUUUGGGUAUUCAACUCGGAUUGACCUCUUUAACUUUAGAUAUGUGAAGGUUUUCUUGACUUUUAUUCAUACUUUUAGAGGGUAUUUUAUCACUCUGUAACAGUAUAACCUAAAAGUUAGAGACACCAAAAUCUACUCAGUCGCGCUGUGAAAUAUAUGUUUUGAAAAGACCGUACCUCACUAAUUUUGAAGGGUUGUAUACGGACAUUUGGAAAAAAUAGUUGAGUCGCCCUGAUCUAGAUGCUUUCUUCGUCUUCAAAGCAUGCUAAUAAUCAAUUAUGCCAAUCCUCACUGGAAAAAAACGUAUACUUGUGAAAUAUGUGGGAAAGAUUUUGCAUGGCCAAGUAAUUUGAAACGUCACAUACAAACCCAUACUGGAAAAAGACCUCUUGCUUGUGAAAUAUGUGAGAAAGUUUUUACUCUGAGAAAUCACAUGGGAAUGGUCUUGAACAACCUCCCCACUACCCAGAGUGGUAAAUAGUUAGCUUCUGGGGUACAUUUUGCUAGAAUUAGAGUUUAACAAUAAAUUUAUUAUAUUCCAAGUCUAUUUAGGGACAUUUAUAUUUUUUUCGAAAAGCACUUGGAAAAUGUAUUUCUUUGGCUUUAUGUUUUAGAUGGCAUAGUUUUUUGUGUACUUUUUGUAGUAAGUUUUUGUUCUAUGGAUCCAAUAAUAAAAUGAGUUUUGUGUAAUCUGUCUUUCACCUAAAAUACCAGUGGUUAUCCAGGGUUCCUUUCUAGUUGGCGUUCUAUUCUAGUUAAUUUGCGAAGUGGCGCAUGUCUAUUGCAUCUAAUUGGGACUUUUAGAGGACAAAUCAUCGUUAGGAAGGUCAUAACUAUCAAACAAUUAAAGUUCCUCCAGUAUGCGUUUGCAUGUGCUUCUUCAAGUG